AUGCCUCGUCGUUUUUGGGGUCUAAGGAGGCUGUUAAGAAUGCCUAUAACAGAGACUGGGGACCAAUAUUCAAUAUGGGUGGGCUUAAUUUAUGUCUUCAACUUAAUUGUUGGCACUGGAGCCUUAACCCUUCCGGCAGCCUUUGCUCGAGCCGGAUGGGCUCUCAGCACAAUAUCCUUGAUGUUCCUUGCAUUCAUGAGUUUCUUGAAUGCUACUUAUGUGAUAGAAACUAUGGCUUGUGCUAACGCUGUGUUUAAAUGGAAAAGGUUGCAGACUAUCAAGAGGGAGAGUAUCCAAGACCAUGAAUCAGAUGACGACCCAUCUACGUCACAGAACAACCACGGUGACCUUGAAGAGCCCCUGGUCUGUGGUGAUACCAUCCCCUCUCGAUACUACAGCCUCGACCGGCGUGUGGAGCUGGGAGAGAUGGCCAACCUAUUCUUUAACAAACUCGGCAGGACCACUUUCUAUUGCACUCUGUGUAUAUACCUCUAUGGAGACCUGUCUAUAUAUUCGGCAGCUGUUGCGAAGUCUGUUAUGGAUGUAGUGUGCUCCCCGAUUCCUCCGAACGUGACUGACUCGAAGGUGUGGGAUGAGCUGCCGUGCUUCAACGCUUCUACCGCGGAGCACACCGGGUACACCCGGCUGGACACCUACAGGGUCGCUCUGCUCACAUUCGUCGCAGCCAUGGGUCCCUUUGUCUUUUUUAACGUUCAGAAGACCAAGUACCUGCAGCUGUUUACUUCGGGCAUGCGGUGGUUGGCAUUUACAAUAAUGAUCUCAAUGGCGAUCCACCUGCUGGUGGGUCGCGGGCCGCAGGGCCACCCGCCUCCGUUCGACGUGACGGGCAUGCCCACGCUGUUCGGCGCGUGCGUGUACUCGUUCAUGUGCCACCACUCCCUGCCCGGCCUCAUCGCACCCAUCCGCGGCAAGACGAGGCUCGGCCUGCAUCUGUUCUUCGACUACGCACUCAUCGCCAUCUUUUAUCUGCUCCUCGCGUUCACUGGCGCCUUCGCCUUCGCACAUCUAAACGACCUAUACACCCUCAACUUCAUACCAGCCGACAACGACAACAUAUUCCUAGAAAUCAUCGAAUAUUUCCUCGCACUGUUCCCAGUCUUCACUUUGUCCACCAGCUUCCCAAUCAUCGCUAUAACUUUAAGAAAUAAUUUACAAAGUCUCUUCCUUGACACCUCAAGACUUGAAUCUUACAAUUUUAUUUUGAGGAGAGUGAUAUUCCCCAUAGUAACUGUGGUUCCUCCAGUAUUGCUUACUUAUUACUUGGAAGAUAUAAGUGUUCUGAUCGAGUUUACGGGCUCGUACGCCGGGACGGGCAUUCAGUACUUCAUUCCUACGUUCUUAGUGGUGUCUGCGAGACGCCACUGCACUAACUUGUUAGGGUUAGGAGUAGUCAAUAAGUAUAAAAGUCCAUUUUCCCACGUUGCGUGGGCGAUCUUCGUCCUGUUGUGGUCGUUUGUGUGUAUAAUUCUAGUGUCAGUACACAUAUUCGAGAAGAACUCAUGA
Messenger RNA from Spodoptera littoralis (African cotton leafworm), 1524 nucleotides. The record is from the annotation of a GenBank genome assembly. Lineage: Eukaryota; Metazoa; Arthropoda; Insecta; Lepidoptera; Noctuidae.